CCCCUGAACGCACCGUUAGUUAGCCUGAACAGCAAGCUAGUGCUAACUUUACCUACAGGUCGUUUUGUAUACUCUAAAAUCAUUCUAUAAUUUAACUCUACAGAGUUAUAAUAAUAUAUGAGGGUUAGUUUAAUUCAGUGUGUGUUUUUAUACAUCUUCAUUUGUUGAAUUAAACGUGUUUAAUCGAUGAUUCGUCGACGUAGCUCCUCAUGCUAAAAACAAGCUAACGUAGCUUUAAGCUAGUUUGUGAUUAGCCUCCAUGUGCGCGCGCAGCAGCAAUGAGGUCCAAACUGAGCGCGCGGCAGCUCCUGCAGCACCUGCACAGGUUGCUGGUCCACUUCCUGGUCCUCUGUGCUCCGGUUCUGUACCGGCCCGGUGAGGCCUGUGCUGCCGGGGCACAGGACGGAGGCUCCAGCCCGGAAGUCGUGCUCCUCUGCCGGGCCUGCGGACACGAGCUGGGGACCGGGACCAGCAUCCACUCAGUCCCCAGCAGGCUCGCGCUCUCCAGCCGGAACCAGACCCUGAUCGGGGGUCGGAGAGUCCACAUCCAGCUCUUCGAAAACCCCCACGGACACCAGUUCGAGGUGAUCACGUUCAGGACCGCGGAUGUGAGUCUUCACUGGCCCGCAGACAAACACUUCUCCUGGUUCCCGGGGUUCUCCUGGACCCUGUCCACCUGUCCCAGGUGUGCUGCUCACUUAGGUUGGGGGUUCCAGCCCGUCACCUGGCCCGACACCAUCACAAAGACCAGGUUUGAGGAGUCCGAGGAGACCUUCUUGGCUCUGAUCACACAUCGUCUGCUGACUGAAGACUUUGCUUCAAGUUUGCUAGUGACUCCAAAAUCCUUCAUGAGCUGAUGACUGUUGACCGUGUGAUAAUCCAGGUGCCUUUGCUGCUACCUUUCCUUUUUAAUAAAUUUUCUAUGCACCCACUAAA
Notolabrus celidotus (New Zealand spotty) is the source of this 936-nucleotide messenger RNA. RefSeq lists its product as uncharacterized. The record is from RefSeq and is a predicted model, not a curated record. NCBI's taxonomy places the organism in Eukaryota, Metazoa, Chordata, Actinopteri, Labriformes, Labridae. The coding region runs from base 279 to 857 and encodes 192 amino acids. The transcript has 2 exons.